ACAAUCACAGGCUUCACAACCGAGUUUAAGUUGACUUCAGGCGACAUUCCGCCUCCUUUGGUAGGAGUAUCAACAACAGUUGUUGAUAGCAAAUUAUACGUAUUUGGUGGAAGAUUAGUCUCGUCUCGACAAAUGACCAAUCACCUUUACAUUUUAGAUCUUGAUGCACUUGUUUGGACCAGACAUAUUGCCGAACCAGAUUCCCCUCCACCACCGCGACCAAGAUAUUUUCAUUCAACUAACCACUAUGGAAAGUAUUUGGUUGUCUUUGGAGGUAUGAGCUAUUCGACGAAACGUUCCUCUCAAAGCUUGUGUGCACUUGACGAUAUCUGUCUAUUUGACCUCGACUUGAUGGUUUGGAAAUAUCCUGAAGUACAGCCUAGCCUUUAUACACCUCAGGCACGGUAUGCACAUCUAUCUGUUUUCGCCGAGGAUAAAUUAGUUAUCAUUGGAGGUCAGGAUAUGUCAAAUCAGUACAUCAAUGAAAUCAACGUAUACUGCAUGACAACCUGUAGUUGGAUCAGUGGAGGGCCAGUCUCAAAGCAAUACGGCGCCUAUAGAUCCGUCGCAUUCUAUCCAUCAAAUAUACACAGAAACUCUAUGCCUGCUUCACCAUUUUGGGCGGAUGACAGCGACAGUGAUACUCCAGUUGUUUGUAUUUAUUCAAAUUACAACUUUACCGAUGUUACUAGAGAUCUUGAGAGCUUUUCAGCAAUACCACCCGCUGCCGAAUUUAAGAACCAUUCAGCCGAAAUGUCUGGGUUUUCACUACCCCCAGGCCUAAGAUUCCCCUCUGGACAUGUUUUAGGGCAUCACAUGAUAUUGACAGGAACUUAUCUUACGCCAACGUAUAAAGCAUUCAACAUCUGGGCGCUAAAUCUAGCAAAUCUAGUAUGGGUCAAAAUUGAUCCUGGCUCAGUGCUGGCUCAGGGUUCAUGGAAUAAGGGCGUCCUAUACGAAAAGAAGAAGCAGUUUGUCAUCCUUGGUGAUAGGGGUCGCGAUUUACUGGAGGAUUACAGUCACCGUCAGACCAAUUUUAACCACGUUGCCGUUAUGGACCUAGAAGCAUUUGGUAUCUACACAUUUCCUGAGGAAACAUGUGCACCGGUUGCUCAAGAACUCGGGUUAAGUAUGCUAAGCGAACCAAGCAUGGCAGAUAUGGAAAUCAUCACAGAAGACAAUCGCUCUAUUCCAGUCAAUUCGAACGUUAUGUUGCUAAGAUGGCCACACUUUACUGAGGUGUUAGCAGAGAAACAGCAUGCUGCCUCAGGCUUUAAGCGCUUACUGUUUCCGGAAAGCUAUCCUGUUACGUUGGCCUUUUUGCAGUUUAUAUACACCGAUCACUUGGUGACAGCUCAGCAAUACCAACCUCAGAUUCUUGUUCGCCUUUUGCUACUUUCCGAAAUCUACAACAUACCACGUCUUGGUGAGCUUUCAACACAUGCUUUACACCAAGCCUUGACGAUCAACACAGCUAGCAUGAUUUAUGAAGCAGCUGUCCUAACAGGCAAAACGGCACUUCAAAUACGCGCCUUGCGUGUUUUGUUUAACACCAAAAAGAAG
This is a messenger RNA of Rhizopus microsporus ATCC 52813, 1563 nucleotides long. RefSeq names its product galactose oxidase. The record is from RefSeq and is a predicted model, not a curated record. Gene Ontology annotation, biological process: cell redox homeostasis. Gene Ontology annotation, molecular function: protein binding. The transcript has a single exon. NCBI's taxonomy places the organism in Eukaryota, Fungi, Mucoromycota, Mucoromycetes, Mucorales, Rhizopodaceae. The annotation marks the transcript as partial. Gene Ontology annotation, cellular component: mitochondrion; cytosol.